Messenger RNA from Pseudopipra pipra, 1572 nucleotides. It is a transcript of the gene ADISSP, whose product is annotated as adipose secreted signaling protein. The record is from RefSeq and is a predicted model, not a curated record. The coding region runs from base 434 to 946 and encodes 170 amino acids. The transcript has 6 exons. NCBI's taxonomy places the organism in Eukaryota, Metazoa, Chordata, Aves, Passeriformes, Pipridae.
CGGAGCCCCCCGACCCCGGGCCAUCGCCCCGUUUCCAUGGCAACGGCCCCGCGCGCCGGGGGUCCCGCCCACCCCCCGCAGUUCCCCCUCCGCCCGCAGGGGGCGCCCUCGCCGCGCGCGCCCGCCUCCCAUUGGCUGCCGCGGCCCCGGCCCCGCCCCCAGCAACGGUCCCGCCCCCCGCAACGCUCGGGGAAGGCCGUUGGGGGGCGGGGCCCGGGGGCGUGACCGGCGGGGCCGCCGACCAAUGGGAGCGGCGCUGGGGGAGCGCUGGCCAAUGGGAGCGAGGGGGCGGGGCCCGGCAGCGGGAAGCGGGGACCGGGAGCGGAGCGGCCGCGGAGGGGACGGAACGGGGCUCCGUUCCCGGACGAUGCGCCCCUGCUCCAGCAGCUGAAGUUGGACACACGGACAGCAGGGGGGACACCAGGGGACACACAUGGCGACGGCCGGCAGGGGCAGCAAAGGCAAGGGGGGCUCGGUGCGCUUCGCCCCCAGCCCCCCCCCCGAGGGGGCCCACGUGCACUUCCAGGAGCAGCUCCACGACUCGGCCGUGAUGGUGACCCAGGAGAAGGACGGCGGCUUCCUGGUCAAGGUGGGAUUCCUGAAGAUCCUGCACAAGUACGAGAUCACCUUCCUGCUGCCCCUGGAGCAGAGGGGGGCGGGGGACGUCUGUGCCCUCCCCGUCCCCAACCCCAACCUGCGGGUCCUCAGCGUCACCCCCCUGCCAGAAGGGCUGAGCGUGCACUGCGAGUACACGGCGCACAAGGAGGGGGUGCUGAGGGAGGAGCUGCUCUUGGCCACCCCCGGCCACGGCCACGUCAGGGUCACCGUCCAGGCCCGGGUCAUGGACCGGCACCACGGGACGCCGAUGCUGCUGGACGGGGUGCGCUGCGUGGGCGCCGAGCUGGAGUACGACUCGGAGCAGAGCGACUGGCACGGCUUCGACUGAGCCCCCCCCGGCCCCGGCGCGGGGUCGGGGGGUCCCCACAGCGCGGGGGGGGUCCCCACGGCCCGGGGGGGGGACCCCGAUUGCUGCCUCCAGCUGCUGCUGCUGCUGCUGCCGCUCCCCCCUCCCCGCCGUGCCCCAAAAUCCGGGGGGGAUUUUGCCUCCUGGGGUGGGAUUUUCCCCCCGGGGAGGGAUUUUGCCUCCUGGGGUGGGAUUUUACCCCCCCCGGGGAGGGAUUUUGCCUCCUGGGGUGGGAUUUUCCCCCCGGGGAGGGAUUUUGCCUGUGGAAUGUGGGGCUGAGCUGGGGCGGCAGUGGGGGAGCCGUGGCCCCCGUGGCUCCGUGGCCCCGUCCGUGUCCCCGUGUCGCUGCCAGCGCCUCGUCUCCCCCCCCCUUCUUCUCCUCCUCCUCCUCCUUCUCCUCCUCCUCGUUCCCCUCCCCUUGGGCUUUUUUCCCCUCCCCUUUUCCUGUUUUCCCGCCUCUUGUUGUUAUUUUUUCUGCUCUUUUCCCCCCCCCCCCCCUCUUUUUCUCCUCGUGGUACAAGGACCAGGAGAAGUUUCUGAAGCAACAGGAGGCUUUAUGUGCCUAUAUAUAUAUAUAUAUAUAUAUAUAUAAAUAUAGAGUUAUCUUA